CGCGAAACAAAAAUCACAACAAACCCUGACCCCGACGAAAAGAUUUACCAUUUCCGUUUGUUUCCUUCUCUCCGAGUGAGAAACGACUGCAGAUUUUCCUGCACAGAGAGAAAGAGAAGCAGGGCCGGCCGACCAUUGGCGAGGAUCGGAGGUGCUUUUGCUACCGUUGAACUUCUCGUAAUCGUUGAAUUCCUUCGGCUAUCGGCGGUUUAUCUAUGUGGAAUUCGCUAUAUUCUCUGCAUUUUCCUGAAAGGAGUUAGAAUGAGUCCCUGAGAUCUUUCAGCCAUAUGGAUCUGCUUGUCACAGCUAUAGUGUAACCCAAACAGCAGCAUUUCCAGAAAAGUACUCUUCCUAUAAAAUCACCACCUGCAACAUAUCUUUCAAUUGAGAAAUAAGAUUAAUUCAAAAUUCAGCGACCUGCAUCAGGGGGCGAUUUGCCCCAAACUGCUGAGAGCUAUUUUGCUGUAGCGCGAAGAGUGAAUUCCUCUAGCGCAAUGAUGAUGGGGGAGGAUGUUGAGGGUGGGAGCUUGGGUUCAUACCAAGAGAGGCCAAGGACUUUCCCCAAUAUGCGUAACAAAGCUUAUACUCCACUGAUCUUUCGGAUCCUCAUGGGGAUUAAUGUCCGUGUUCUAUUUAUACUUCUAUUGUUGACUAUGGGGCUGAUUUUUUAUAUUGGAGCAUGUACUUCUGGAAUUAUUGUGUUUGUAUUCACAGUUUGCAUCAUCAGCUUCCUUAUGUCAGUAUAUCUUACUAAGUGGGUCCUCGCAAAGGAUGAAGGGCCUCCUGAAAUGGCUCAGAUAUCAGAUGCCAUACGCGAUGGAGCUGAAGGUUUCUUCAGGACACAGUAUGGAACUAUAUCGAAGAUGGCAAUACUACUUGCUAUGGUGAUCCUCUGCAUAUACUUGUUCCGUAGUACAACUCCUGAACAGGAAGCUUCUGGCGUAGGGAGGUCAGUAACUGCAUUCAUCACUGUUGUUUCAUUCCUCUUAGGAGCACUUUGUUCAGGUGCUGCGGGUUAUGUUGGAAUGUGGGUGUCAGUUCGUGCAAAUGUUAGGGUCUCUAGUGCUGCAAGACGGUCAGCAAGGGAGGCACUGCAGAUUGCUGUUCGUGCUGGUGGGUUUUCUGCAAUGGUGGUUGUUGGAAUGGCCGUUAUUGGAAUAGCCAUCCUUUAUGCCACAUUCUAUGUCUGGUUGGGAGUGGAUACCCCUGGGUCAAUGAAGGUCACAGAAUUGCCUCUUCUGCUUGUUGGAUAUGGUUUUGGAGCCUCCUUUGUCGCUCUCUUUGCCCAACUAGGCGGUGGAAUAUUCACAAAGGCUGCUGACGUUGGCGCUGACCUUGUUGGAAAAGUGGAGCGUGGAAUUCCUGAAGAUGAUCCUAGAAACCCUGCAGUCAUUGCAGAUCUGGUAUUAAGUUCUCUUUUGUUACCUACUUACUUGAGUAUGUUUGCUCUUGUGAUUUCAGCAUACUUGUGAUAACUGCAAUUAUUUCUUCUUUUUUACUGAUUUGUGUUCAACUUAAAAUGUAUAGUAGAGUGGACUUGAAAAGGAUUGUUAGAAUUGUCAUGAGUAAAUAUGGUUGAACUGCAAUAAGAUGAACAAAAGGUAUUUGUAUAGUGUUCUUGUUCUGUAGUCGAGGAAAGGAGGAUGACCAUUUGAUAAGACUAGUUUCUUUCCCUCCUUUUCUGCCUCCUUUUUAUGCUUUGGAUUUCAAUUCCAGAUGCUUUGAAAGGAACCAACACAGUGUAGUACUAAGAGGAGUGCAGCUGAAAUAAUUAGUGCCAUGAUACUUGGUGGGACAAUGUCAAAACGUUGCAAAUUAGAAGAUCCAUCUGGCUUCAUCUUAUUUCCUCUCGUUGUUCAUUCAUUUGAUCUGGUUAUAUCUUCAAUUGGAGUACUCUCAAUUAGGGGUACACGCAAUGCUAGUGUGAAGUCUCCUAUGGAGGAUCCGAUGGCAAUCCUUCAGAAAGGAUACUCUAUAACGAUAGUUUUGGCUGUCCUGACAUUUGGUGCGUCAACCCGUUGGAUGCUUUAUACAGAACAAGCACCUUCAGCAUGGUUUAACUUUGCCUUGUGUGGGCUGGUUGGCAUUAUGACUGCCUAUGCUUUUGUCUGGAUCACCAAGUACUAUACUGACUACAAAUAUGAGCCUGUACGCUCCUUAGCUCUUGCUAGUUCCACAGGUCAUGGAACUAACAUAAUUGCAGGAGUUAGUUUGGGCCUGGAAUCAACAGCUCUUCCUGUUCUUGUCAUCAGCGUAGCAAUUGUUUCCGCCUUUUGGCUUGGUCAGACCUCAGGUUUGGUGGAUGAAUCUGGGAACCCUAUUGGUGGAUUGUUCGGUACAGCUGUGGCAACGAUGGGAAUGCUCAGCACUGCUGGAUAUGUUCUAACCAUGGAUAUGUUUGGCCCUAUAGCUGAUAAUGCUGGUGGAAUCGUGGAGAUGAGCCAGCAGCCAGAAAGUGUGAGAGAGAUCACUGAUCUGCUCGAUGCUGUUGGAAAUACGACAAAAGCCACAACAAAAGGAUUUGCCAUCGGAUCAGCUGCACUUGCUUCUUUCCUCUUGUUUAGUGCUUAUAUGGAUGAGGUUUCUACUUUCUCCCAAGAGGCUUUGACUCAGGUUGACAUUGCCAUUCCAGAAGUUUUUGUUGGAGGGUUGUUAGGGUCGAUGCUUAUUUUCUUGUUCAGUGCAUGGGCUUGCUCAGCAGUUGGCCGAACAGCUCAGGAGGUUGUUAAUGAAGUCAGAAGGCAAUUCAUUGAGAGGCCAGGAAUCAUGGAGUACAAGGAGAAGCCAGAUUAUGGUCGCUGCGUCGCAAUCGUGGCAUCUGCAUCUCUGAGAGAAAUGAUAAAACCUGGUGCUUUGGCUAUUAUAUCUCCUAUGGUAGUUGGUGUUGUGUUCCGGAUCCUGGGGUAUUACACAGGACAACCACUUCUGGGAGCUAAAGUCGUGGCUGCAAUGCUGAUGUUUGCAACGGUGUCCGGUAUUCUCAUGGCUCUGUUCCUCAACACAGCUGGUGGCGCAUGGGACAACGCUAAGAAGUACAUCGAGACCGGAGUUCUUGGAGGCAAAGGGAGUGAGUGUCACAAAGCCGCAGUCACAGGGGACACCGUCGGAGAUCCUUUCAAAGAUACAGCGGGGCCAUCUCUUCACGUCCUCAUAAAAAUGCUGGCGACGAUCACCCUGGUCAUGGCUCCCAUCUUUCUGUGAGAGAAGAAUUGUAGUGGGGGAAGUUACUGUCUUGCAAAUACAGAGAGGUAGUUUGAUUUUUGAUUGGAUGUAAAUGUAGUGGAGGAGGCUUGUCACUGAAGCAAACUUGGGUAGGACGGACUGACGUUUCGAGUUUCGCCUUUUUUUCGGGAAAACAAGGUCAUAAGGAGAUGAGGUUAGGGGAUGGUUUUCGCGCAUACUUCGUCUUUUUGUUUGUGCAUGGUCUGAAUCCGAUAACUAGACUUAUACCUCUGCACUAGUCGAUGGAACCGUUUCGUCUAAUCAAUUGUGGUGAAUUCAACAAUGGAUUUGGAGGAUCGUCGACGCCACGAAUUGGUUAUCGUGCCCUUUCGAUUGCGAUCAUCACUACCGGUGUGGCUGAAUUCGCUUGAAGGGGCUCGAUAUAGUACGAUAUCACUUUGGAUAUAAUCCACAAAUUAACUGUGUUUGUAAAACUGCACCGUAUCGACAGUCUGACCGAGAAGAAAAAUAAACCUUCUAUGAAAGUCUAGACUAAUAGGUGUUUUUUUUUAAUCAACCAUGAAACCAUGAA
Messenger RNA from Linum tenue, 3754 nucleotides. Lineage: Eukaryota; Viridiplantae; Streptophyta; Magnoliopsida; Malpighiales; Linaceae. The record is from the annotation of a GenBank genome assembly.